Molecule: messenger RNA, 610 nt
Organism: Solenopsis invicta (red fire ant)
Lineage: Eukaryota; Metazoa; Arthropoda; Insecta; Hymenoptera; Formicidae
Gene: mRpL52
Product: 39S ribosomal protein L52, mitochondrial
Exons: 4
Coding region: 157-567 (136 amino acids)
Biological process (GO): mitochondrial translation
Cellular component (GO): mitochondrial large ribosomal subunit
Molecular function (GO): structural constituent of ribosome
Source: RefSeq, a predicted model, not a curated record
AAAAAUAUGAACAUAAAAGUGUAGCUAUAAGGAACAAAUGUUUUGUAUUGGUAUUACUGCGGAAACAGUGCCGGCAAGACUUUCUAUACGUAACAUAACCUAUAUGUAGACUUUACAAGAAAUUGAAUAAAUAUUCUUAUUGAAUCGAUAUACAAUAUGAUAUCGACAGCUAGAGCUAUACUUCGUGUUGAACAACAUAUAAAUUACAAUAUUGUGGUUAAUGGGUUUCAUCAAUCUUGCGUACAAUAUUUGAAUCAGAGAUGGAGACAAAAACGUGGAUUAACAGCUAAUCCAAAUACUUUUGGUCCCUUGACAAAUUUGCCAGAUUAUACAUUUCAAGAUGGAAGAGUAACGCCUCUCGGAAUAAGACAGAAAGCACGCUUAGAUAAACAACGUGAUUACGCGGCAAGAAUUAUCACAUUAGUAGGAGAGAUGGAUUAUGCUGUUGAAAGACAUGCUAAAUUGCAAGAAAAGAAAAAACAAAGGAGGCAAAAAAUCCUAGAUAAUAAAUUGAAACCUAAAGGAGAAUUACUACUUCAAAAACAAGCAGAUAAGAUAAAACAGUAGUUGUAUGUAUAAGAAAAUAAUAUACUUGCUUAAAUAUUAUAUA